This is a messenger RNA of Styela clava, 588 nucleotides long. RefSeq lists its product as uncharacterized. The record is from RefSeq and is a predicted model, not a curated record. Lineage: Eukaryota; Metazoa; Chordata; Ascidiacea; Stolidobranchia; Styelidae.
AAAAACUAUAUACUGUAGAAGUCUGUUAUAUAUUUUAGAGUUAUUAUAGGCGGUGCCUUGCUAGCAAGAAGAGAGACGCACCUACUUUUGGUGUUGAUACUUUAUUUGUCAAGUUAACUUUCGUUGUUUUAAUUAAGAAAUCACUCGGAAUGAAUUCGGAAUUGGUUGCUUGUUUAUGUUUGAUGAUUGCUUCUACAGGUUACGCAAUCAGGUGCUACGUUUGCUCCCAUUGCAACGAUAAGAAGUUGACAACAUUUCUUAUGGUGGUGGACUGCCGUGAUGAAUUCCUUACAUGUGCCAAAGAAACUGAAAAUGGUACUGUUAGUCUGUUUUGCUCCAAACACAAUGAAACUGGAUGCAAACAAAGGUUGGCUGGUGAUGUGAUGAGGGAAGUCUGUAUAUGCAAAGAAGAUAAAUGCAACGGAAUGGAUACCGACUACAACUGCUACAGAAACCACUUCAAGCGCCGGAUCCAUCAAAUCAAGCUUUAUAGUUGGAUCCGUUAUCAGCCUCCUCGUUGGUAUAGCUGUAUUAUAGUUUAGACAAGAAAUAAGAUAAUGACAUUUUAUAACUUUUACUACUUCUCAU